GUUAAAAAAGUUCCCCGACCGCUGAUUUAGAGAAUUAAAGUGUAUUUAGAAGUGAUUGCGGAUCGUUGCUAUGGUGAAUGAAGGUGACAUGUUUGUUUGUGAUUGAAUCGUCGGUGAUGGGGAGGGUUUGAUAAAUUUGGCAGUGCAAAAUGAUUAACAAAAUUGCUGGAGGAAAAACAUGAAUGAGGACGAGUCGAAUGUGGAGGAAAUUGCUGUGAAGAGAGAGGUGACACUUGAUAAUGUGCGGUUCCCACACCACAGGGACACUCUGAGCAGGGCCGUCGAUGUGAAAGCGCUAAAGAGUUAUAAUGCGCCCUUGGAUCACGAUCCUGAGACUUCUGCUGCGUCAGAGCUACCGGAAGAUGAUGAGGAUGAACCGGAACCUAGCGACGAGUCGGAAGGAGCUGUAUCCGAUAGCUCUUGUUGUUCUUCGACACUUGUUUACAAGCGAAUUGAAGAGAAACUUAGUUCUAGUUAUCAUCUGAUCGAGAUCAGAAGGUUGACCGACGCUAACCAGGUGGAGGUGAUGAGAUGCGAGACAACAUGUAAGAAUCUACCAGAAAGUGAAGACACGAAGAUGCAGGUAAUGAUGGAAUCCUCGGAGCCGACCAAGAAGGUAGCGGAGAACGUGGAGGCGAUGUGGUCGAGGAAGAAUCGCGGUAAAAAAGGCGGUUCUCAUAGGAGGAAUAGCGAGCCCGGGGAGCUGGUGCGUAACAGGAAGGGCAGCACCAUGUGGAAAUUUAAAGGUGGCGCAGCAGUAAAUCCUCUGGUCAAGAACAAACGUUUCGAUCAGGCGGAGAGGAAGAAGCUGUACAAAGUACGGGUGAAGCGCAAACCGAACACAUCCGCCUUCGAUGCAGGAAGGAUCUACAAAGUUAAUGGUAUCAACCCUACACGCCCAUACUCGUUUUUCCGUAAAGUGCAGUAGCUCGCAGUCCGUCGCGAACUCUUGUCGCCGCUGCAAAAGAAUAAAAUAUGUCGGGUUGUUCG
Nicrophorus vespilloides is the source of this 990-nucleotide messenger RNA. RefSeq lists its product as uncharacterized. The transcript has 2 exons. The record is from RefSeq and is a predicted model, not a curated record. Bases 179 to 928 code for a protein of 249 amino acids. Lineage: Eukaryota; Metazoa; Arthropoda; Insecta; Coleoptera; Silphidae.